This is a messenger RNA of Saprolegnia parasitica CBS 223.65, 1002 nucleotides long. RefSeq lists its product as hypothetical. The record is from RefSeq and is a predicted model, not a curated record. The coding region runs from base 31 to 924 and encodes 297 amino acids. The transcript has 2 exons. NCBI's taxonomy places the organism in Eukaryota, Oomycota, Saprolegniomycetes, Saprolegniales, Saprolegniaceae.
CUUGGCACGCGCUGGGCCAUUUUCACGAGGAUGCUGGCAGCCGCAAUUGCGUUGGCGCUGGUGUCGACGGCGGUCGUCGCGGACGAGCCGCGCUGCGUCAAGUGGCGAGCUACCUCCGGCUGCGACCCCGCGGGCCCGCGCGAUUCGUGGUACGAUGCGUCUUGCAGCUCGACGAUCCAGUCGGGCAGCUCGGGCUACUGCGAGUGCGAGAACCGGCGGCGCGUCCGCGAAGUCGACUGCGACCAUCACCCGUUCACGUGCCAAGACGCGUGCAAAGAGGAUGCGUCCGCAGAGCUGCACUAUCCCGCUGGCAUGGAGUACGUCACUUGCGGCAGCACCAUCAAGCUCGUGCACGAAGCGAGCCGCUUCCGCCUGCACUCGCACGAGGUCAACUAUGGCACGGGCAGCGGCCAGCAGUCCGUGACAGCCCAUGGCUCGCGCGACGACUACAACAGCUACUGGCUGGUCAAGGAAGGCGACGGCGACGCCGCGUGCUCCUUGGGGGCUAAGAUCGCCUGCGGCGCAACGAUCCGCCUCGAGCACAUCAACACGCGCCGCAACUUGCACUCGCACCAUUUUGCGUCGCCGCUCUCGAAUGGUCGGUUUGGCGAGGUGAGCGGUUUUGGCGUUGCGGGCGACGGCGACCGCAGCGACUCGUGGAUCCUCGAGUGCGAAAGCGGCAUGCAAUGCAAGGCCGGCGACGAAGCGUGUGCGAACGGCGCGGCGCCGAGCUGGGCGCGCGACGACCUCGUGCGCCUGCGCCACGUCGAGACGCAGCGGUACCUCCACAGCGACCACGCAGCGAGCUUCAACAACCAAAACUGUCCGCGCUGCCCGAUUGUCGGCCAGCAAGAAGUCAACGCCGUGCCGACCAAGAACGACAACGGUCUCUGGUUCGCGGGCGAAGGCAUCUACGUCGGCUAAAUCGCUUGCAGGGUGCCUCGAUCCACGCAACGCCCACCCAUUGCAAACACGAGUUGAUACGUUGAUACUUUUCGCCCC